Molecule: messenger RNA, 1360 nt
Organism: Prorocentrum cordatum
Lineage: Eukaryota; Dinophyceae; Prorocentrales; Prorocentraceae
Source: the annotation of a GenBank genome assembly
GUGUGAACUCGGUCAAUGGCCCCCGCGGCUUCUCCACCUCCAAGGGCAAGAAGAAGGAACGGACCGAGGCGCAGCGCCGUGCCAGCCGUCCCACGACGAUGGGCGAGCAGCUGGGCGAUCACCAGCAGUGGGCCUACGCAGCCACCGGAGCGCCAGUGCCGCAGUCCAUGGCCCGCGGCCAGCGGUCGUGGGCGGCCUUGGUGGGCGCCGCUGUCUUCUGGCUCUCCAAGCUAGCCGACGAGUUUGGCCGGAUGAUGAUCAAUCGCCGUUUCUGGCCGACGAACUUCGUCAAGCGCAUGCGGGUUAUCCCGCAGCAGUUCUACGCGUGCCGCCGCGUGCCCAUCCACGUAGAUUUUGGCAGCAAUGGGCAUGGGCGUUGGCGGGUGUGUGGGCCAUGCGCCAUGCGGGUCGCCUGCCAGGACAUCGAGCCAGACAAGUCCACGAGGGCGCCAGCGGCGAGGGCGUCGGCGGGGGCGGCGCCGCCGUGGCCAGCGUCGGCCGACGCUCAAGCAGCUGGGACACCCUAUCAGCAGGUCGAAUCGGAGCAGCCCGACGUGAUCAUGCACGACGUGGAGGAGCAGGCCAAGAAGCAGAGGGCCCAGCGUCGCCGACAGGCAGCACCAUCGCCAGCCAAGAGAGCGGCGAUGGAACCCUCAGCCAGCUCGGGCGACGGCAACGACGAGACAAUGCGCCUCCUGCAGCAGAUCGCCAACAAGCAGCAUCAGCAGGAGGCCUCCAUCGACCAGCUCUGCGCGACCGUGUCGGGCCAGAUGGAGUCGGCCGCGACGCUCCAGUCGAAGGCGCAGCAGCUCUCGGCGCAUUCGUCGACGGCGCAGGUCCUGACUGGGUGUGGGACUCCGUCGGCGGCCGCGGCCGCGACUCAGGAGGGGGGCUGGGGCUUCGUCGGCGCGGCUCCAGUGGUGAGCGCCUACCCGUCGUACGGCGCCGGCCCAGCGACUCAUCGGACCUCGAAUGCGGCAUGGCCUCCGCCGUUCGGCUGCGCCAAGACCAGGGUGGGCAGCCCUCGGGGUCUUCGCGAUCAGCAGGGGGCUCUCAUCUCGUGUUCCACGAUCAGCAGCUUCGCGAUGCUUCAGGCGCCAGGGGGCACGCAGCAGCAACCCCCGGCGACGGCCCCAGUGGUGUCCGCCCAGCAGCUCACUUGGGUGCAGAGCGGCCCGAUGCAGGCCUUCAGCGGCGCGACCUUCGCCAGCCAGGGGAGACCCGUGGAUGCCGACGGAGAACCCGGAGGGGCGGCCUGGAGGCAGCAGCAGCAGAUGAGGGACGCCGAGAAGAAGCGCCUGGCCAAGGAGGGGUGGGAGCAGACUGGGUGGAAGACGUGGGGCCGCGAGGGCGGCGGCAA